GAUUUGAUCCCACCUUUUUUAUAUGUAAGUCAAGGUGGUGAACAUACCUGUCUCCCACCUCCUGUUUCCACAACCACCACCCGGUUGGUAGAAUAUAGGGCCAGGCAGGUUCCUGGCACAGCGGAGGCCUGCAACUUCGAAGGCCACCUCUGGUGAUGGGGAGGCACGCGAGGGCAGCAGAUUAAGGAAGGUGCCCGUCCAGGUUUUGACCGCUCUUCCUUCUCCAGCUGAAGUCCAUUCUUCCACGCUGCCCCCGCAGGCACUGAAGUUGUGCGGUGGUCUUCAGCGCUAAUAAAGUGCUGCUCUUGGGCACAGCCGUUGUGCAGGAUUGCAGAACUGAGGAGCCAGCUUGGUGCGGUGGGGAAGGCGCCAGGCCAGAAACCGGAGCCGGUUUUGGACAAAAUAACUGAAGAAGUGGCGGGUGAGGAGAAGCCCCGGCUCAGAUCUUCUGAUGCGUAGCCGAGUAAAGAAAUGAAGGGCAGGCAGCAAAAAGCAUCAGAGACAGAAGAGGGUACAGUUCAAAUCCAAGAAGGGGCAGUAGCGACAGGUGAAGAUCCAACCAGUGUGGCCAUUGCUAGCAUCCAGUCAGCUGCCACUUUUCCAGACCCCAACAUCAAAUAUGUCUUCCGGGCAGAGAAUGGAGGUGCUCAGCUGAUGUACAGAGUGAUACAGGUGGCCGAGGGCCAACUGGAUGGGCAGACGGAGGGCAGUGGGGCCAUCAGCGGCUACCCUGCAACACAGUCCAUGACUCAGGCUGUCAUCCAGGGAGCAUUCACAAGUGAAGAUGCUGUGGAGACAGAAGCCACGGCCACUGAGACCCACUAUACCUACUACCCUGCCACUGCAGUGGCUGACACCAGCACCUCUGCCGGAGCAGGGACUACUGCAGUGGUCACGACCCAGAACUCAGAUGCCCUUCUGGGACAAGCUACACCCACCGGCACAGGGCAAUUUUUUGUCAUGAUGUCACCACAGGAGGUGCUACAGAGCGGAACCCAGCGGUCCAUUGCCCCCAGGACGCACCCCUACUCACCGAAGUCGGAAGCUCCACGGACAACACGGGAUGAGAAGCGUCGGGCGCAGCACAACGAAGUGGAGCGCCGGCGCAGGGACAAGAUCAACAACUGGAUUGUGCAGCUCUCCAAGAUCAUUCCUGACUGUUCUAUGGAGAACACCAAAUCUGGGCAGAGUAAAGGAGGGAUCCUCUCUAAAGCUUGUGACUAUAUUCAGGAGUUGAGACAAAACAACAUCCGUCUUUCUGAGGAACUGCAGGGCCUGGACCAGCUCCAGGUGGACAAUGAAGUCUUGCGACAGCAGGUUGAAGAUCUGAAAAACAAAAACCUGAUUUUACGAGCACAGCUCCGACAGCAUGGCGUGGAGGUGAUCAUUAAGGAGACCCACUGACAAGCCACCAACCGGCAGGGAGGGCCUUGGUCAAGGCACAGCCCUUUUGGGCACAGCAGAAGGCUGGGACUCCCAGCUGCCUAGUGCUUCCAAGCCAGCCUUUGUCUCUCUCGUACAGGAUCAGAAAGCAGGGUCCCCGCCCUUGGGGCCAGGCUCAGCUCAGGACACUCAACAUUGCCCAGUGCUCCCUCUCAGCUCAGACUUGGCUGGGCCCUCCAAGCUCGACGUUGACAAAAGUACUCUUGGUUCGUAGGACCCUAAAAUAAAUAAUCCCCAAGUUGUGUUCUCCCUCCCCCAGCCCUGCCGUUUUGCUCAGCAUCGCCUCUCGCUCGUGCGCUCCAGCUGACUCCAGCUUGCCUGCCCUUGCAUGCAAUCUCACGUAGUUAUGUUGCACAGUUCCCCACUCCCACCAGUGUGACUGGGACCUCCUGGGAUGAUCCCCCCCCCAGGCCCUGCUCCUGCCAAGCGAGGGAGUUGAGCUCUGUGCAGCCCCCGCCCGCUUGCCUUCCUCCCUCUCCCCGGAUGGGCUCCCUUCCGCCUGGAAGGCUGCUCCUUGACGUUCCCUUAACGUGGCUCCACGUUGCUGGAAAGAGGAAAGGUUGCUCAUGGUGCAGAGUGCCAAGGACUGGAGCGGGCCCCAAGGAGUCGCCGUCUUCCUCUCCCCGAGAUGAUGCAUCAAUUGAUCAGGAUAGCAGUUCUCUUUGUUUUUCUCUUUUUUAAAUAAACCCUGCGUUUUGGAAAAAAGGAACAUAAUUAAAUAGCUGCCUUGCUGGGUUCAC
Messenger RNA from Python bivittatus (Burmese python), 2183 nucleotides. The record is from RefSeq and is a predicted model, not a curated record. NCBI's taxonomy places the organism in Eukaryota, Metazoa, Chordata, Lepidosauria, Squamata, Pythonidae.